UACACAAAAAUUCUGUACAGAUUCAGGUUUUACGAACAUAAAACGUAGAUGAGAAGACGGAAAGUAUUGAUGGGCAACAAACAGACUCCGCCUACGGCCCCGCCCACUCCACUGUGAGCCUAGCGUUGUAAAAUCCGACCAUUGGUUAUUGCUGUAUCGCAUCACAGGGCCGCUCACCAACACCGCUUCUCAUUAGAAAUAAAUUCAGAUCUGGACAGAUAAUUUAAUUUCUUUUUCUUGUUUGACCUUCCAACGAAUUAUCCAGCAGAUUCAGAAAACGCAGAAAAGGAAUACUGGUGGAUGACCGGCUAUUUUCUCUGGAGUGCCUAUAAUCUUGCUCAUGGUGUAUCAGCAAACUGUCAUUUUCUUCCCAGCCGUGAUGUUGUGACACAUCGAGGUUUCGUGUGAAUGUGCAACAGGCUCCUGACGCAUAUUCAUGCGAUUUAUGGAGACGAUGAGGCACCAGAAGGAGGAUGUAUCCUAUUCUACAUUUUGUAUUGCUGAUGGUUACUAACGUUACAUAUCCAUUUAUUAACGGUUGAUCUGAAGGGUUGUUCACUUCUGACCAUGACACCAUCACACUGUGUUCUUCGAUCUAUAUAGCACUUUAGUUAUCCGAAGGUAUUUUAGUAGAGUGCUAGCACACGGGAAUUUAAAAUGGCAACUCAAUUAACGGGAAGGAAAAGAAUUCCUAACCGAGAGAAACUGUCUGCGGAGGAUGAUGCUCUGAGUCAAAUAGCCCGAGAGGCGGAGGCCAGGCUAGCAGCUAAACGGGCUGCCCGGGCAGAAGCUCGAGAAAUCCGUAUGAAGGAACUGGAGAGGCAACAAAAAGAGAUAUAUCAUGCACACAAGAAAUACUAUGGGCUGGACAACAAAUGGGGCCAUAUUGAACAGUGGAUGGAAGACAGUGAGCGGUAUUCUCGCCACACUCGGAGACACACUUCGAUAUCAGAUGAUGAGGAGCGCAUGUCUGUUGGCAGUCGAGGCAGUUUAAGGGGCAACCACACAGAUCUCUACAGCAGCACCAGCAGUCUGCCUUCAGCCAGACUACAAAAUGGACGGCCCUCUGCACUUUUUAGUGAAAAUCCCCGCUCAAGAAGUCACAGGGGCUCACUGUAUGAAGAGAGUUCAUAUUCUGGCUCUAGGCGUUUCAGUGGGUCCAGCACAAGAGUCCCUUCAGACUACAAUGGCUUUCUUGGCUCUGGUUCGAGGGCCUCAUCUAGGGCCAGUUCAGCUCGUGCCAGCCCUGUGGUGGAGGAAAGAUCAGACUUCCUGGAGAAGGGCUCCAGGACAGCUUCCACGCUUUCUGCUGCAACUCUAGCAUCUCUGGGUGGAGGGUCAUCACGAAGAGGAAGCUGUGAUACCUCGGUUUCUGCUGACACUGAGGCAUCCAUAAGAGAAAUGAAGGACUCCCUGGUGGAGGUGGAAGAGAAAUAUCGUAAGGCUAUGGUGUCCAAUGCUCACCUGGACAAUGAGAAGACCAACCUGAUGUAUCAGGUGGACACACUGAGAGAAACUCUGAUGGAGAUGGAGGAACUUUUGUGUGAGACACGCAGGGAGUGUGAAGAGAAAACCAGGGCGUAUGAGCGAGAACAUCAUGCUCACAGUGUCCUGAAAGUCCAAUUUGAGGAGAUGAAAGAAACACUAAAGCAGAGUGAAGAGCUAUUGACGGAAGCCCAACAGUCGCAUGGGAAGCAGAAGGAUUACAUUAGAGAGAUCUCUGACCUGCAAGAAACAUUGGAAUGGAAAGAUAAAAAGAUCCGGGCCUUAGAGAGACAGAAGGAGUAUUCAGAUAUUAUCCAUGACGAACGGGACACACUCAGGGAUGAGAUUUCCCGCCUUAGGGAUGCUCUAAAGAAACAUGGAAUAGUUCUGGGAUCUAAGGUGACGACCAACGGAGAAGUAGCAGACGGGUCGAUUGAUGGCCAUGUAAGUGCAGAACCAGCCUCCCGAAUGAUCCAAGAUGCUCACACGCCCACCAUAAGCGGAGAAGGCAUGUUAGGCAGAACUCCAGAACAUAACAACAUCCCUAAAACACAAACUGAGAUCGCUGGAAAUAUGUGGUGGACCACACAGGUGCUUGAGAAGAGUUCACCGAAUCAACAGAUGCAAGAUGGUGAAAGAAACAAGAAGGACAAUUCGUCAGAAGAGCGCAUUGACAUAGAUGAUCUUGGGCCCAGUGACAGUUUAAGAGAUGUCACGACUGAGGACAGUCGGACAGAAAACAGUGAACAAGAAAUAAAUCAUUCUUCUGAGAAUGAAGUCAGGAUGUUCAAGGCACAAGCUAUACGAGAAACACCUACAAAUGAAGCAAUUCGGACACAGAGGAAUCUUCUAAAUCCUAACAAAGAAAAUUUAAUGAAAUUUAAGUCAACACUGAAUGAAACACCCCCAGAUAAAUUAAAAACAGUAGUGGUUGGUAAAAGGUUAAAUGCAAAGGGGGGUUCUUACUCAAAAAUGUCUAAAAAGUCUACCGAGUGCCGAUUUAACUCUUCACAACCCCUAACAUGCACUCCAGUUAAUAAUUCUACAGUUAUGAGCAAAACAAGCACGUCAGAGAUUGAUUUAAGCACUAAAACUUCACAAAGUGUGCCACGGAAACCAUUAAAACAGUAUCAAAAAAUAUCUGUACAGUACAAUACAGAGACCAGGCGAGCAGAGAAUAGGAAACCCAUAGGAGUCACUGAUGCAAGCAAAAUCUCUCAGGAUCUAAUGUUUGAACCCAUAGCCUUUAAUGAAGAUGGUAUUUUUAAUAUGACAGGAGGCAAUAAUAUACAAGCCCGAAACCAGGAGACAGAUGUAGAAUCAGUGCUAGAUACAUUUAACAUGCCAGUAGAGUACAAGGGCGUUGCAUUUCUUCUGGAUAGUUGUGAAGAAGCUUUUGCAUUGGAUGUUGCUCUUUUAGCAUUAGAUGAAAUAGGUGUGCACUGCAGUACAACAGUCGGUGUGGGAGAACCUAUUGCAGAUAAGUCCCAGACAUUACUAAAGACCAAGAUGAAGUUAAAGAGGAUCUUCAGCUGCUGUGUGUCGUGAUUUUUUAAAGAGACUUGUGUUGAUUUGCUGAUGUUUAUUAUGUAUGACUUUAUAUUUUUUAUUUCCUGGUUGAAAAUCUGCAUUACUGGUGUAAUAUUACAUGGACAUGAAGAAGCUUUUAGUUUUUCUAAACAAAAUUUGGUAACACUACUUGAAGGGGUGUUCAUAAGACUGACAUGACACAUUUCAUGAACAUGAAGGAGAUUUUAUGCACGUAUAUGACUAUUGUCAU
This is a messenger RNA of Misgurnus anguillicaudatus (oriental weatherfish), 3265 nucleotides long. RefSeq names its product leucine rich repeat (in FLII) interacting protein 1b (gene lrrfip1b). Gene Ontology annotation, biological process: regulation of transcription by RNA polymerase II. Gene Ontology annotation, molecular function: DNA-binding transcription factor activity, RNA polymerase II-specific; RNA polymerase II cis-regulatory region sequence-specific DNA binding. Lineage: Eukaryota; Metazoa; Chordata; Actinopteri; Cypriniformes; Cobitidae. The record is from RefSeq and is a predicted model, not a curated record.